Sorghum bicolor (sorghum) is the source of this 2013-nucleotide messenger RNA. Its product is annotated as vacuolar protein sorting-associated protein 9A. The coding region runs from base 171 to 1583 and encodes 470 amino acids. The transcript is spliced from 5 exons. Gene Ontology annotation, molecular function: guanyl-nucleotide exchange factor activity; small GTPase binding. The record is from RefSeq and is a predicted model, not a curated record. NCBI's taxonomy places the organism in Eukaryota, Viridiplantae, Streptophyta, Magnoliopsida, Poales, Poaceae. Gene Ontology annotation, biological process: vesicle-mediated transport. Gene Ontology annotation, cellular component: endocytic vesicle; cytosol.
UUGCGCCGAGUACAUCCAUACCCUCGGCAAUUCCGACUCCGACAGUACAGAAAAUCGCCGCGUGGUCGGUCCAUCCGGGGCGACCUUGACUUCCCUCUCCAACCUCCUCAGAACCCAGCCAAUCCGCUCAUCCGCUGAUCUCAACUGCCGGGCACUCCGAUCCGGCGACGAUGGAGGGGAACGCCGACGCCUCUUCGACGGCGCCGCUGGCUUGGCACGACUUCCUCGAGCGGAUGCGCCAGCCUUCCGCCGCCGAGUUCGUCAAGUCCAUUAAAAGCUUUAUUGUGACAUUCUCAAACAGAGCUCCUGAUCCAGAGAAAGAUAGUGCUGCUGUCCAGGAGUUCCUGGAAAACAUGGAAGGGGCAUUCAGAGCCCACACUCCUUGGGCGGGCAGUUCAGAGGAAGAACUUGAGAGCGCUGGUGAGGGACUUGAGAAGUAUGUUAUGACAAAGCUGUUUAAUCGGGUAUUUGCUUCAGUCCCAGAAGAUGUGAAGAGUGAUGAAGAACUUUUUGAGAAAAUGUCUUUGCUACAGCAAUUUAUAAGGCCUGAAAACUUGGAUAUAAAACCAGAGUACCAGAAUGAAACAUCCUGGCUGCUCGCACAGAAGGAGCUGCAGAAAAUAAACAUGUAUAAAGCUCCAAGGGAUAAGCUUGCCUGCAUUCUGAACUGCUGUAAAGUUAUUAAUAACUUACUCUUAAAUGCUUCGAUUGUGUCCAAUGAAAACCCCCCUGGCGCUGAUGAAUUUCUUCCGGUCCUCAUCUAUGUCACCAUAAAGGCUAAUCCUCCGCAGCUCCACUCAAAUCUUUUGUACAUACAAAGAUAUAGACGGCAAACACGAUUGGUGUCAGAGGCUCAAUACUUUUUCACAAACAUAUUGUCUGCUGAGUCUUUCAUAUGGAACAUUGAUGGGGAAUCAUUAUCCAUGAAUGAACUGGAUUUUCAAAGGAAGAUGGAUUCGGCAAGGGAACGUUUGUUGGGGUUAUCAGCUGACUCAGAAAACCAGGAUAGUCAAGCCAAUCCUGAUGUCCAAGAUUGGAAAUCACAAAAUCUUAAAGCUAACAGGAAUUCUGAUGCCAGCUUAUCUUUGAAAGAUCACGUCCAAGGUUCAGGACAGGAUAUGAGAAGGGACAGCGAUGUGACUGUGAGUGGUAAACAUGUUGAGCAGGUGCAAUCUGUUUCUGAUUUAGAGAAGAAAGGAGCAGCAGAGCUCCUCAAUGAAGAUGAUUUGAACAAAAAAUUCCAGGAGUACCCCUUCCUGUUUGCCCGUGCUGGUGAUCUGACCGUUGCUGAUGUAGAAAGCCUUUUGAAUUCAUACAAGCAACUAGUACUUCGGUAUGUAGCACUUGCACAAGGUAUGGGUGUCAGCCCUGAAACCACUCUUGCUCGGAGCGGGCAGACAUCUGAUCUUGUAGUGUCUGAGGACCCAGAUAAUUUGAAUAGCGUGGUAAAUGACAAUGAGAAAAAAGUUGAUGAUGUUAUAAGUGAAAAUCAUCAUUCAGAAGCGGUUGACACAGAAGCAUCUGAACAAAUGACCCAGAAAACUGCAGUUGAUUCCAGUGAUGAUCUGAAGGUAUCAGCCUGAGUUGAUUUCUGUGUCAUCAGCCUGAGAAUGCAUGACCUGUUGGUCAAGCCAAGAUGAAGUGGCGAUACAUGGCGGAAGUACUCUUAAGUUUGGUCCUAUAGCUAAAGACGACAAUGAUCACAAAACAGAGUGCACAUUUCCCCUAAGCCAUAUGCAGCAGCUCCUCGAGCCGCAAAUGUUCAUAGUGGAAGAUUAAUGCAUUCUGCUGAAGCUGUUCUUAGAUCCAAAUGUUCAUUGCAUUGUAGUUCUUGGGCUCUGUUGUAAUUUCAUUUUGUGGCGAGCACACCCUUUCGUGUUCUUAUGCUUCUGUAACUAGAGUUUCGGUUAAAUGAAGCUUAGGUCAUAUCAAAAUUUUAUAUUCAGAGCAAAGAGUGAAAAUUCCGAAAACUGAUGCAAUUUUUUGGUAUAUAUUUCGUUAAAUUUUGAUUCA